This is a messenger RNA of Bombyx mandarina (wild silkworm), 1605 nucleotides long. It is a transcript of the gene Pex19, whose product is annotated as peroxisomal biogenesis factor 19. The record is from RefSeq and is a predicted model, not a curated record. Gene Ontology annotation, cellular component: peroxisome; peroxisomal membrane. Gene Ontology annotation, biological process: protein import into peroxisome membrane. Lineage: Eukaryota; Metazoa; Arthropoda; Insecta; Lepidoptera; Bombycidae.
AUGUCUGACAAUAAGAACGCAUCCAAAAACGAUCAAGAUCCUGAAUUAGACGAUUUAUUGAACAGUGCACUUCAGGAUAUGACAAAGAAGAAAGAUGAUAAGCCAAACGAUACCACUCCUGAUGGUGGCGAAGCAAUGCAGAACAUGUGGGGCGAGGAAUUUAUCAAAGAAGCAGCUGCUCAGUUUGAGAGCAACAUGGCAGCUAUCCUAGGCAGUUUCAGUGGAGUGCCAGAGGAUCAGAUAACACAAGAACAAAUUGCAUUAACUUUCAACAAAAUGGCUGAAGCAGCAUCACAGGUGUUAAAGCAAGGUGAAUCGAGUGAAACAGAACCAAAGACAGAUGACACGGCAGUACCGAAGGCAGAUCAGGUCUCGGCAGCCAUUUCGCAGACAUUACAGAAUUUGAACUCCAACUCUGAGAACCUUCAGACGCCUUUCUCAGAACAAGAUCUAGCGAACAUGUUUAAUAAUUUCAAUUUAGGUGAAGGGGGCCAGGAAGGAAACAUGUUCCUGCCCUUCAUGCAGGGGAUGAUGCAGUCGCUCUUAUCGAAAGAAGUUUUAUACCCAUCUUUGAAGGAGCUAGUCGACAAAUAUCCAAGUUGGUUGAACGAGAACAAGGCAAAGAUUGAACAAAGCGAAUACGAAAGAUUCGAAAAACAGCAAACGUUAAUGCAGCAAGUAUGUGCUGAACUCGAGAACGAAUUGGAUAGUGACAGUGAAGAAGUUAAGAGAAAACGCUUCGAGAAAGUGUUGGAGUUGAUGCAGAAGAUGCAAGACCUAGGCCAGCCUCCCACUGAGCUGGUCGGGGAUAUAGGACCGGUACCUCAGAGCUUCGGUCCAGCGGCACAGGAUCCAUCACAAUGUUGCAUCAACUAGACGUCUAACAACUCGAGGGUGGGAUGAUGGAUUAUUUAAGGACGUGGACCUGAUGAUUGUCAAGUCGUUGGUCUGAUUUCUGCGAGUACAGUGGAGCCGUACUACUCAGAAAUUGAAGAUCAAGCACAACUAGUAUUCUUCACCCAGUAAUCAAAAUCCGACUUUAAUCAUGUGUCCGUGAGAUAAGACUUAGAUUAAUUUCAUGUUUAUCAUUUUUUUUUUGUUAAGUCAUUAAUAGCUUCAACAAACAGAAGAGGAAAUGGUACAUAGUGUUUCGUUUUUGCCAAUUUGGAUAUAGGUGAUUUCUUUUUGGUAAAAGUUCCUCCCGUAAAUGUUAGAUCUUGUAUACGGGCUGUAUGAUGGGUUGAAAACGAGGGCAGGUCCAGCUGGUAAAUUCUAAUACAGUAGUACUAUAAAAUAUUAACUAUAUCAAAGGGUGUAAUGCUAUUCGGUUUAAGCUCCAUUUUGAUUAAAACGCGACAUUUAUCUUUGUAAUUAAAAGGUGCGUUUUAUUCGGUAUUAGUAUCAACAAUUUGAUGUUUUUAAUUAAACUUCAAUUAAGUUUACACCAUUCAAAUAGCCCAAGAAAUGUUUUCCAAAUUUUUACUUCUCCUCCUCUCUCCUGUCAAAUAUUGUUUAAACAAAAUUGCCUUUCAACCCUCAAAUCGAUGCCUCCAAUGAACACUAUGCUAACUCCAAAUUCGUAGAUUUACAGGAGGAGCGUUUAAA